Lucilia cuprina (Australian sheep blowfly) is the source of this 2510-nucleotide messenger RNA. RefSeq names its product band 7 protein AGAP004871-like. The record is from RefSeq and is a predicted model, not a curated record. Gene Ontology annotation, cellular component: plasma membrane. Lineage: Eukaryota; Metazoa; Arthropoda; Insecta; Diptera; Calliphoridae. The transcript is spliced from 6 exons. The annotation marks the transcript as partial.
AUCAAAAUAUCGGAAUUAAGUGAUAGUUUGUGGCAGACGACAAGCGUGCCACCACCACAAGUGGGCCAUGCUGCCACUAGACAAACGUCAGCACAUCCUCAUCAACAACAACAAUAUCGAGGUGGUGUUGGUGCUGGUGGUGUUGCGGCCUAUUAUAUUCAUGGCCAAAAUGCAAAAAAACUACUACAGCAGCAACAACAACAGCUGCUGCAUCAGUAUCAUUAUCAACAUCAUGCUGUUGCUUUGGCCACUGGCAACAGCAGUAGUAGUCAACGUGAAACGACAUCAAAAAGACCGGAUACAAUGGUAUCCAUAUCAACCAUGUAUACACAAGCUGAAGAAGAUACAACGGAAAAAUCAUCAACAUGUGGCACAAUAUUAAUAUUGCUCUCGGUGGCUUUGUGUAUACUAACACUACCUUUUAGUUUAUUUGUUUGUGUUUUAACUAAGGAUAGUGUCACAGUCUCAGUGGAUGCAGUGGUUUACUAUCGCGUUUCGAAUGCGACAGUUUCUAUAGCGAACGUGGAGAAUGCUCACCACUCGACACGAUUAUUGGCACAGACUACUCUACGAAACACAAUGGGAACUCGGCAUUUGCAUGAGAUACUCAGUGAACGUGUAUCUAUAUCUGGUUCAAUGCAGCUACAACUGGAUGAAGCUACCGAUGCCUGGGGUAUUAAAGUUGAACGAGUAGAAAUCAAAGAUGUACGCUUGCCAGUGCAACUACAAAGAGCCAUGGCAGCCGAAGCCGAGGCAGCAAGAGAAGCCCGAGCUAAGGUAAUAGCAGCGGAGGGUGAGCAAAAGGCUUCGAAGGCCUUAAGAGAAGCCUCAGAGGUGAUUGGUGAUUCACCAGCAGCUUUACAAUUAAGAUAUUUACAGACCUUAAGCACAAUUUCGGCUGAAAAGAAUUCAACGAUUGUUUUUCCCUUGCCCAUUGACUUGAUAACAUACUUUUUGAAAACAACCGAUGAGAAGACGCAAAAAAAUGCAGCCAAAGCCUGUGCAGCGAUUGCCCAAACAACGGUAGAAGCCAUUGCCCAGCAACAGCAAUCAACCGCCAUGUAAAAGUAACAUUUUUUUUUCAAAACUGUAGACAGCAACAACAACAAAACUUGGACAAAUAAAAAAAUAAAUAAAAAACACAAGCUGAAUGUAACUGAAGAAAACAAAACAAAAAAAAUGAAACGAAAAUACUUUACAAAAUAAACAACUUUAAAAAACUCGUAACAGUAACAGCAAAAAACAGCCAAAAAAAAAUAACUUUUUAUGUGUAAAAUAAUGUUAGAAUUGAAAUAGCAACAACAAAUAUUAUUCUAAAAAAAACUUAAUUUCAUAUGUAUGAAAUAAAAUAUACAUACAUAUAACUUAGACGUAUCUUACAAAAUCUUUAACAAUUCCAUAUUUAAAAAAAAAAAACACUUUGGGAUUUGUUAUUUUUUAAAUAAAUCUUGCUAUUUAAAAUCUGCUGAAAUAUUUAUUUUAAAAUAAAUUUUUCUUAAAUUUCAUUAGAUAAAAUGUUAAAGAGUUUGAAAUAAAAUAUAAAAAAAUAAAAAAAAAAUCCCCAAAAAAAUAAAAUAAAAAUAUCUGUGUCAACAUUUCAUUUUACAAACUGUGAAUAAAUGUUUACUUUAUCUACUUGAUGACAAAAACAACAUUAUUGAAAAAACAAAAACACAAAAAAAUCUACUACACAAAUAAACUUGUAAUUCAUUGGUUUUCUUUUGAACAGCAGUAACAAGAACAAAAACAUAAGUAUUUAAAUAUAUAUUUACAUAUUUUACAUACAUAUGUAUACAUACAUGCUUACGCAGACAUGUGAAUAAAAACAUACAUAUACAUUUACUAUAUAUGAGACAAAAAAAAAGAAAUGAAAUAAAUUUGAACUUGAUCGUAUGUAUGUACAUUUAGUAUAUUAUAAUAUUUGUUUAUGUAUAUGUAACUACUACAUUGGCACACAGAACUUUAAAGUAAUAGAGCACUUUUAUCGAUAUUAAUCGUUUAUUUUAAUUCCUUCUAUAAACCAUUUGUGAAAAGUCGAUGAAAAUGAUUAAAUAGUUUUAUACAAUUAUGGAUGUUAUCAUGAAUACAUGUUAUCAGAUAUGUAAAAUUCCGAUCUAUUUUACUUUUUUCAAUGAUAAGGGAUUUUCAUACCUCACAUCACUAUAGUAGUAUGGAAGUUAUUAUGCGUUUGUAAUGAUGUUUAUAACGCCAAAAAAUAUUGGUUCUCAAUAUAUAAAUCGGCUCACUUUCUACUUUCUGAGUCGAAUUAGCGGUGUCCAUCCAUCCAUCCGUCUAUCUGUCUAACCAAACAUCAGUAUAGUUUUAUGUUGGUUAUUAUGCGUUUGUGAUGACACCAAUAAAUAAUGUUUUGUAAUGAUGUUUACAACGUCCAAAAAUAUUGAUACUCAGUAUACACUCACUUUUUACUUAUGGGGUCGACAUCCAUCCGUCUAUCUGUCCAACCCAACAUCACUAUAGCAGUAUGAAGAUUAUUAUGCGUUUGUGAUGAU